Molecule: messenger RNA, 717 nt
Organism: Engraulis encrasicolus (European anchovy)
Lineage: Eukaryota; Metazoa; Chordata; Actinopteri; Clupeiformes; Engraulidae
Product: neurensin-1-like
Exons: 2
Coding region: 1-717 (238 amino acids)
Biological process (GO): nervous system development
Cellular component (GO): transport vesicle; neuronal cell body; neuron projection
Source: RefSeq, a predicted model, not a curated record
AUGGCCUCGUGCUCGGAGAUCUGUGCACCUGAGCAGUCUGAGCGUGCUCAGAAACCCACAGAGGCGGAGGCGGGGCAGGGGGCGGCAUCGUCGUCAUCGUCAUCGGGCUGCCACAAGUAUGGCGUGCGCUCAUACCUGCACCACUUCUACGAGGAGUGCACGGCCUCUGUGUGGGAACGCCAUGAUGAUUUCCAGACCCAGAGAUCGCCACAAUGGCUGAGCUCGGGCCUCUGGAAGGUCUCUCUGGUGUUCGGUUCCCUGGUGCUGCUAAUUGGCCUGGUGGUGUUUGUGGUGGGCUGCACACUCCCGUCCCGCAUCGAGGCCUUUGGCGACGGGGAGCUGCUCUUCGUGGACCACCAGGCCGUCCGCUUCAACCAGGGGCUCCAGGUGAGCAUCCAGGCCGGGGCGGUGAUGCUCUGCCUGGGCGGCCUGACGGUGGCCGGCAGCCUCUUUGUCUCCGCUUUCUCCAGGAGCCACAGGAAAGAGGAUCCCAUGCUCAGCCCGCCCACCAAAGACCGGGAUCGAGGCAGGGAGAGGAGGAGAGGAAACAGAGGAGGAGGAGGAGGAAGAGAAAGUGGAGGAGGUAACGUCCCCUCUGAGCCAGUCACCAAGCCGCCUACCCCCAUGUCUAGCGAGGCAGGAGUGCCCGUCACCCUGUCCAAAGUAGAAACCAUACAACCCCCUUCGGAAGAAGUCCCCUCAUCCCCGUCUCACUAG